AUGAGUCAAACGUCGUUGCAGAGAUGGACUCCUCAGCCUGUCUUAGAUACAACCACGUCGUUGCAACUGCUUGACCGCAAAUUGCAGCAAAGCUUGCCUGUCAGCACGGCCGCCACGGGGAGAUCAGAAAGCUACACGACCACUGACUUCUCGACCCCGAGGAGACAAAUUUUGUGUUUACAGCAGGGCCCGGAGGGAAAGGUUCCGGCCUUUAUUAUCAAAUACAAGGCGCCUCACAAGGUCUCCCUAGCUCACAUCAGGGCUGGACUCCAGGACAUAGACCUUGAUGAGGUUCUUUGUCUGCAAGGCGAGGAAUUACCAGAGGACAUCUGUCGUCGUAUUGUGGCAGCAAUUAUUGUUUAA
Messenger RNA from Aspergillus alliaceus, 363 nucleotides. RefSeq lists its product as uncharacterized. Bases 1 to 363 code for a protein of 120 amino acids. NCBI's taxonomy places the organism in Eukaryota, Fungi, Ascomycota, Eurotiomycetes, Eurotiales, Aspergillaceae. The transcript has a single exon. The record is from RefSeq and is a predicted model, not a curated record.